Molecule: messenger RNA, 2175 nt
Organism: Dipodomys ordii (Ord's kangaroo rat)
Lineage: Eukaryota; Metazoa; Chordata; Mammalia; Rodentia; Heteromyidae
Gene: Palm2
Product: paralemmin 2
Exons: 2
Coding region: 1-1425 (474 amino acids)
Biological process (GO): regulation of cell shape
Cellular component (GO): membrane
Source: RefSeq, a predicted model, not a curated record
AUGGAAAUUAAUGUGGAGAAAGACAAACAAACAGGAGAGACCAAGAUUCUCUCUGCAUCUGCCAUUGGCCCAGAGGGGGUGCAUCAGAGAGGAGUCAAAGUCUAUGACGAUGGUACCAAAGUAGUAUAUGAGGUGCACUCAGGAGGCACCAUAGUAGAAAACGGAGUGCACAAAUUAAGCGCAAAGGAUGUUGAAGAGCUUAUUCAGAAAGCUGGACAAUCAAGCUUAAGAGGAGGGUACAUGUCAGAAAGGACUGUUAUUGCAGAUGGGAACCUCGGCCAUCCCAAGGAACACAUGCUCUGCAAAGAAGCCAAGUUAGAAAUGGUGCAUAAGUCUAGGAAAGAUCACGCUUCUGCAAACCCAGGGCAACAGGCUCAAGCUCCCAGCACAGAAGGGCCAGAGGCCAUCUUGGAUCAGCCAGUCACCAUGAUUUUUAUGGGCUACCAAAACAUCGAGGAUGAAGAGGAGACUAAAAAGGUACUGGGCUACGAUGAAACCAUCAAGGCAGAAUUAGUUCUCAUUGAUGAAGAUGAUGAGAAGUCAUUAAGAGAGAAGACAGUGACAGAUGUGUCCACUAUUGAUGGGAAUGCAGCUGAGCUGGUAUCCGGAAGGCCGGUCUCAGACACCACUGAACCCUCAUCCCCAGAAGGGAAAGAAGAGAGCCUGGCCACAGAGCCAGCCCCAGCUGUGUACGCCAUGGAAAUUAAUGUGGAGAAAGACAAACAAACAGGAGAGACCAAGAUUCUCUCUGCAUCUGCCAUUGGCCCAGAGGGGGUGCAUCAGAGAGGAGUCAAAGUCUAUGACGAUGGUACCAAAGUAGUAUAUGAGGUGCACUCAGGAGGCACCAUAGUAGAAAACGGAGUGCACAAAUUAAGCGCAAAGGAUGUUGAAGAGCUUAUUCAGAAAGCUGGACAAUCAAGCUUAAGAGGAGGGUACAUGUCAGAAAGGACUGUUAUUGCAGAUGGGAACCUCGGCCAUCCCAAGGAACACAUGCUCUGCAAAGAAGCCAAGUUAGAAAUGGUGCAUAAGUCUAGGAAAGAUCACGCUUCUGCAAACCCAGGGCAACAGGCUCAAGCUCCCAGCACAGAAGGGCCAGAGGCCAUCUUGGAUCAGCCAGUCACCAUGAUUUUUAUGGGCUACCAAAACAUCGAGGAUGAAGAGGAGACUAAAAAGGUACUGGGCUACGAUGAAACCAUCAAGGCAGAAUUAGUUCUCAUUGAUGAAGAUGAUGAGAAGUCAUUAAGAGAGAAGACAGUGACAGAUGUGUCCACUAUUGAUGGGAAUGCAGCUGAGCUGGUAUCCGGAAGGCCGGUCUCAGACACCACUGAACCCUCAUCCCCAGAAGGGAAAGAAGAGAGCCUGGCCACAGAGCCAGCCCCAGGUACCCAAAAGAAAAAGCGCUGUCAAUGCUGUGUUGUCAUGUGACCACUUCUUUUCUCCCUUUUCUUCCGGGCAGCCUCUCUACCCUCCACCACUUCCAUAGACCUCACUGCACCACUAACUGCAAUACUGUGAACUGGGAGCGAACACCUGCCUUGCCUUGCAGUUGGAUUGCUUUGAUCUCUCUUUUUAUUUUUUUCCUUUUCCUCACCUCAGAAACAACGUGCAUGUGUGUGGUUCAUUUUUUUCCCCAAGAACUUGCUUUUCCUCUAAACCUUUUCUUAUGUCUUCAAGAGUGAAUCAGUACCUACUGCUCGAUUGGAAUGGACUGUUCAUAUCAGCCUGUUAAUCUUGUAGCCUUAAUUUACUUGACUGGAAUCCAACCCAUUGGCACUGGGGCUUUCAUUUUGUUGUGUAUUCCUCCAAGAUAGUCACACACAAACACACACAUACACACACUGCCACAUCCCCAACUUCUCAUUUGCCUCACUUGCUGUGGAUCUUAGUUUUUAUAACUUGUUUUUAUAUCAGCUGUGGGCUGUAGCUGGUUUCUAGUGUAGCCAACAGUGGACAUACUUAAUCUGUCAUUCUAGGGAGAUGCUUUUUUCUGCCUUAUAUGAGCUUCCAGAUUACAGUAUUGAGCAUCGCUAGCUUUUCCUUCUGUUAAACCUGAAAUGAAGUUGAUGUGAAUCAAAAAGAAUCCAGUGUUGGGCACAGCAGAAGUGUAGGAACCUGCUCAGCGGCAGCUGUCUCUCUUUCUAUGUCUUAACUUCUCUAUACAAGAAGCUCCAUCUU